AAGGCAUUUCAGGCUUCUUCUUUUAGCUUCUAGUAUAGCUCACUGAAUAAAAUAGCUUGCAGAAGCCCAAAAGGCAGACACCGCGCAGGGCGAUAGAGACAGAGGAAACGAGCACGGAUCCUCCAUUGAAAAAGAGAGAGAGAGACAGAGAGGCAAAAAUAGAAGAGAUGAGUAUAUGGAACUACGUGGUGACGGCUCAAAAGCCAACCAAUGUUACCCACUCUUGUGUCGGCAAUUUCACUAGUCCUCAAGAGCUCAAUCUAAUUAUAGCGAAAUGCACUCGCAUCGAAAUUCAUUUACUCACUCCUCAGGGAUUACAGCCUAUGUUAGAUGUUCCAAUAUAUGGAAGAAUUGCGACACUUGAACUUUUCCGUCCUCAUGGUGAAGCACAAGACUUUCUAUUUAUUGCUACAGAAAGAUAUAAAUUCUGUGUUCUUCAGUGGGAUGCUGAGACAUCCGAGCUUAUUACAAGAGCAAUGGGAGAUGUAUCAGACCGUAUAGGUCGUCCAACAGAUAAUGGUCAGAUUGGCAUAAUUGAUCCAGAUUGCAGAUUAAUUGGACUCCAUUUAUAUGAUGGGUUGUUCAAGGUUAUUCCUUUUGAUAACAAAGGGCAGCUCAAAGAGGCUUUUAAUAUAAGGCUUGAGGAACUUCAAGUUUUGGAUAUCAAGUUUCUCUAUGGUUGUUCAAAACCUACAAUUGUUGUACUUUACCAGGAUAAUAAAGAUGCUCGACAUGUUAAAACAUAUGAGGUUGCUCUGAAAGAUAAAGAUUUUGUUGAGGGUCCAUGGUCUCAGAACAAUCUUGAUAAUGGUGCUGACUUGCUAAUACCUGUGCCCCCACCUCUCUGUGGUGUCCUUAUUAUUGGAGAAGAAACAAUUGUUUAUUGCAGUGCAAAUGCAUUUAGAGCAAUUCCAAUAAGACCUUCCAUCACAAGAGCAUAUGGAAGAGUUGAUGCUGAUGGUUCUAGGUAUUUACUUGGUGAUCAUGCUGGGUUACUUCAUCUUCUUGUUAUAACCCAUGAGAAAGAGAAGGUCACUGGUCUCAAAAUUGAGCUCUUGGGAGAAACUUCUAUUGCAUCUACAAUAUCAUAUCUUGAUAAUGCAGUUGUCUAUAUAGGCUCAAGCUAUGGAGAUUCACAGCUAAUAAAGCUAAAUCUACAACCUGAUGCAAAAGGUUCAUAUGUUGAAGUGUUGGAGAGUUAUGUAAAUUUGGGACCAAUUGUUGACUUCUGUGUGGUGGACCUUGAGAGGCAAGGCCAAGGUCAGGUUGUGACUUGUUCCGGAGCAUAUAAGGAUGGUUCUCUUCGCAUUGUUCGAAAUGGAAUAGGAAUCAAUGAACAGGCAUCUGUAGAGCUUCAAGGAAUCAAGGGGAUGUGGUCAUUAAGAUCUUCCACCGAUGAUCCAUUUGACACCUUCCUGGUGGUUAGUUUCAUUAGUGAGACUCGAAUUUUGGCAAUGAACAUGGAAGAUGAGUUGGAAGAAACUGAAAUAGAGGGUUUCUUUUCACAAGUGCAGACUUUGUUCUGCCAUUAUGCUGUCUACAACCAGCUUGUGCAAGUCACUUCAAGCUCCGUAAGAUUGGUCAGUUCUACAACAAGAGAGCUCCGGAAUGAAUGGAAUGCUCCAUCAGGUUAUUCGAUCAAUGUUGCCACUGCUAAUGCCACUCAGGUUUUAUUAGCUACUGGCGGCGGUCAUUUAGUUUAUCUGGAAAUUGGUGAUGGAACAUUGACAGAGGUAAAACAUGCUCAGUUGGAGUAUGAGAUAUCAUGCCUUGACAUUAAUCCUAUAGGUGAAAAUCCCAACAAUAGUCAGCUGGCUGCAGUUGGAAUGUGGACGGAUAUAAGUGUCAGGAUAUUUUCAUUGCCUGACCUAAAUCUCAUAACAAAGGAGCAUUUGGGAGGAGAGAUAAUACCUCGUUCUGUUCUUCUGUGUUCCUUUGAAGGGAUAUCAUACUUGUUAUGUGCUCUUGGAGAUGGUCAUCUUUUAAACUUUCUAUUGAAUUUGAAUACUGGGGAGUUAACAGAUAGGAAAAAGGUGUCUUUAGGCACCCAACCUAUAACACUCCGAACUUUCUCAUCCAAGAAUUCCAUUCAUGUAUUCGCAGCAUCAGAUAGGCCAACUGUCAUUUACAGCAGUAACAAGAAACUACUAUAUAGUAAUGUGAAUUUGAAAGAAGUUAGUCAUAUGUGUCCUUUCAACUCUGCUGCUUUCCCAGACAGCCUUGCAAUUGCAAAAGAAGGUGAACUUACUAUUGGCACCAUUGAUGAUAUUCAAAAGCUUCAUAUUCGGUCAAUUCCACUGGGGGAACAUGCAAGGCGCAUCUGUCAUCAGGAACAGUCUCGGACCUUUGCCGUUUGUAGUUUGAAACAUCAAUCUAAUGCAGAAGAAUCUGAGACACAUUUUAUUCGUCUGUUGGAUGAUCAAACCUUUGAAUUCAUAUCAACAUACCAACUUGACCCAUUUGAGUAUGGCUGCUCCAUACUUAGCUGCUCCUUUUCUGAUGAUAACAAUGUGUACUACUGUGUUGGGACUGCUUACGUUUUGCCAGAGGAAAAUGAGCCAACUAAGGGUCGAAUUUUAGUUUUCAUGGUUGAGGAUGGGAAGUUGCAGCUUAUUACUGAGAAGGAAACUAAGGGCGCUGUUUACUCUUUAAAUGCUUUCAAUGGCAAACUGCUUGCUGCUAUCAAUCAGAAAAUCCAGUUAUACAAGUGGAUGCUUCGAGAUGAUGGUUCUCGUGAACUGCAGUCUGAAUGUGGACACCAUGGGCACAUACUUGCCCUCUAUGUACAAACUCGUGGGGAUUUCAUUGUUGUUGGCGAUCUGAUGAAGUCAAUCUCCUUGCUAAUCUACAAACAUGAGGAAGGAGCAAUUGAGGAGCGGGCUCGUGAUUAUAAUGCAAAUUGGAUGUCAGCCGUUGAGAUUCUUGAUGAUGACAUCUACCUGGGUGCAGAAAAUAACUUCAACCUAUUCACAGUUCGGAAGAACAGUGAAGGUGCCACUGAUGAGGAACGAGGCCGACUUGAGGUUGUUGGUGAAUAUCAUCUUGGAGAAUUUGUGAAUCGAUUCCGACACGGUUCCCUUGUCAUGCGCCUGCCAGAUUCUGAUGUGGGUCAAAUCCCAACUGUUAUUUUUGGUACUGUUAAUGGUGUAAUUGGAGUGAUUGCAUCACUUCCUCACGAGCAAUAUGUCUUUUUGGAGAAGCUCCAAUCAAACUUAAGGAAGGUAAUAAAAGGUGUUGGAGGGUUGAGCCAUGAGCAAUGGAGAUCAUUCAACAAUGAGAAGAAAACUGUGGAUGCCAAAAAUUUCUUGGACGGAGACCUAAUUGAAUCAUUCCUUGAUCUCAGCCGCAGCCGGAUGGAUGAGAUUUCCAAGGCAAUGAAUGUUUCAAUAGAGGAGCUGUGCAAGAGAGUGGAAGAGUUGACAAGGCUGCAUUGA
Jatropha curcas is the source of this 3434-nucleotide messenger RNA. RefSeq names its product DNA damage-binding protein 1a. Gene Ontology annotation, molecular function: nucleic acid binding; protein binding. Gene Ontology annotation, cellular component: nucleus. NCBI's taxonomy places the organism in Eukaryota, Viridiplantae, Streptophyta, Magnoliopsida, Malpighiales, Euphorbiaceae. The record is from RefSeq and is a predicted model, not a curated record.